GCUACCACACGGGAUUAAAUGAAAAAACAUUAAGCAAAAUUAAUCCUUGCUAGCUUCAGCACCAUCUUCUCCAUUCCCAAACCAUGAUGAAGCUCUUCUCCUUUGUAAUAUUGUUAAGCCUUUUUCUCAAACAGGUGAGCCUAGUUAUUGGAGACGUUGGCACUGCUGCAUCUUAUGGACCACCUUACAUACCUACUGCUUGCGGUGGAAACAGGGCAGGGCAAUUUCCUCCUGGAAAUCUAUUUGUGGCUGUGAAUGAAGGGUUAUGGGAUAAUGGAGCAGCGUGUGGAAGGAGAUACAGAAUAAGGUGUGUGAGUGGAAACAAUAAACCAUGCAAAGGUGGUAGCAUCGAUGUCAAAGUCGUAGAUUCUUGUUCUGCCUCACCUUGUCCCAACAGUCUCCUCAUGUCAAAUGAUGCUUUUGCAGCUAUUUCACGCUUCCCUCAUGCAAAAAUCAACAUUGAAUAUACCCAUUAAUGCUGUUCAUACAGGAUAUGACUUUACAGUUGCAGUGCACUACUCAUAAACAAACAUCGUCAAGGACAAGGAAUAUGAGCUGCUGAUUUUGCUGAAGAAAUUCUCAGAGCAGAAUGCGAUGCCAUACAAAAUUGUGCUGUGCUAUAAAAGUUUAUGUACUUCAAAUAAUUAACAUUAUGAACAGUAGCGUUAGUUAGUAAACGGUUAGUGUUCUUUACUAAGCAAGAUUUUAGUUGUUGGAGCCAAAGCAUUGAUCUAAUGAAACGCGAUUUACCUGAACUUUUUGUUUGGGUGAUAAAUUAUUGUAAGUACUAAGUCAUGUUACUGAAAUAGCAUAUCUACUAACGAUUAAUGAA
Molecule: messenger RNA, 832 nt
Organism: Vigna unguiculata (cowpea)
Lineage: Eukaryota; Viridiplantae; Streptophyta; Magnoliopsida; Fabales; Fabaceae
Product: EG45-like domain containing protein
Source: RefSeq, a predicted model, not a curated record